This is a messenger RNA of Rubroshorea leprosula, 1325 nucleotides long. Lineage: Eukaryota; Viridiplantae; Streptophyta; Magnoliopsida; Malvales; Dipterocarpaceae. The record is from the annotation of a GenBank genome assembly.
GCUUUAAUCUCCCCCAGUUUUGAGAUGGAGCAGAAGAAAAUUGUUGAAGACGAAGAGGAGAGAUGCUGGUCUAAUCUCCAAAUCGAUAUCCUCUGCAUCAUCAAAUCCCAUUUGUUCGGUUCAGAUCGAAUUCGUUUCCAUGCCGUCUGUAAGGCCUGGAGUUCUGUUCCUUCUCAGAUCGCAUGGCUCUCGUCUUGGGAAUCUGAAAACAUACCAACGGAGAUCAUUCAAUUUCCGUCUCUUAUGUUUCUUGGACGCAAUACCUCUGUCUGCAAUUUCUUCAACCCUCUGGCCAACACCACCUACAGCAAGGUGAUCCCAGAUUUGGCUAAUGCCAAGAUCUGGUUCUCCAAAGACGGUUGGUUGCUGAUGACUCAAGGUGAUGUCUCCAUCAUGUUCUUCAACCCUUUCACCAAUGAAAAGAUCCAUCUCCCUGAUCUACCUAUGAAAGAGCACAAGUGCAACAUGAUCUGCUUCUCAUCUCACCCUACUUCGCAUAAUUGUCUAGUGCUUGCUAUAAGAAUUAAAUCCGUUAACUUUAUUAAGUUCAGCUGGAUUCGUCGUGGUGAAUCAACCUGGACAAGAUUCCAAGAUAUUUAUGACGAAAAGUUUUUAAUACCAUGUUACAGCAACCCUGUUUUCUAUAAUGGGGCGUUGCACUGCUUGAGCCAUCAUGGUAAACUGCAUAUCUUCGAUCCAGGGAAAGUAAAUACAGAAGAUUUAUGGAUUGUGUUAGAUGAGGUGAAAAUUCCACCCAACCGUGGAAGAAUAAAAAGGUGCUACUUGACGGUGUGUGAUGAAGAAUUAGUAGCAGUCUUUGAGGGUCAUGUAGGAAAAACAGUGGAUGUGUUUAAGCUGGAUAGAGCUGCAAUGGGGUGGAAGAGAGUUAAGGAAUUAGGUAACAGGAUGUUGUUUGUGAGUUUAAAUGGAUCGGUUUCGGUAUCUGCAAGGGAGAAAUUUCAUUCUGGGAUGCAAAACAAGGUUUAUUUUCCGAGGUUCAAAGGUGAAGAUGGGAUCUUCUAUUCUCUUUUCACCGGAAAAUUUCACAGCUUUUCCAAUGGGUAUUCUGCUGAGGAUUUUUAUGGGACAAAAGAACAGGUGCACUGCGUUUGGAUUCAACCAAACCUUGAGAAACAGAGAGUUGAAGAGCUUACAUGGUCCUAAUCUUUGUUUUUAUUGUUCUUACUUUUUAUUUACAUUUUUUUUUAUUUUAAUUUUUGUUUUUGUAAAGGGCAAUCUCAAAUUGUGAUUCAGUGUCUGGGAUUGUUUUGACGUGUCGUUAUUGUAAUUUUUUUAAUAUUUUAUCAUAAAAAAUUAUGUUAUUA